CCCGGCCGCGGAGCAGCAUGGCGGAGCCCGGGCAGCGGCCGCGCGGCCGCCCGCCGCCCCUCUGAGCCCGGCUCUGGGGCAGCCGGGCGCCCCAGACCCGACCCCCGCCCCGCCGCGCCCGCCGCCGCACUUGUCCCACCGCGCGACCCCUGGAGCGCCGCGCACCCCUGGGACCCUUGCGCGCCCGGCUCCCCGCGUAACCCGGGACCCCGCGCGCCCUGGGAGCCCGGUACCGCCCCGGGACCCCGUGCGUCCCUGGACCGCGACGCAGCUCCGGGACGUCGGCGCGCUCUGGGACCCGCGCGCUCUCAGAACCCCGGACUCGGCCAACCGGGCUGCGCGCCUGGGGAGGGGCCCCGCCUCAGAGGGUCCCCCUCUUCCAGCAGACGGAGCCCCGCCCCAGAGGGACCCCCAGGUCCGGCAGGGACACCCAGCCCCGCCCCAGAGGGCUCCCAGCAUCCAGUCGCUGGAGCCCCGCGUCCCGGAGGAACCUCCGUGCCCAGCUGGGGGCUCCUCGCCCCGCCGAGGGGGCGCCGCCCAGGAGGGUCCCCGCGCCCCGCGGGCCCCGGCAGGAUGCACGCCGCCCUGGCGGGGCCGCUGCUCGCCGCCCUCCUCGCCACCGCCCGCGCCCGCCCGCAGCCCCCGGACGGAGGACAGUGCCGGCCGCCCGGAUCGCAGAGGGAGCUGAACUCCUUCCUGUGGACGAUCCGGCGUGACCCCCCGGCGUACCUUUUUGGCACCAUCCACGUGCCCUACACGCGCGUGUGGGACUUCAUCCCGGACAACUCCAAGGCAGCCUUUCAGGCCAGCGCUCGCGUCUACUUUGAGCUGGACCUGACCGACCCCUAUACCAUCUCGGCGCUGGCCAGCUGCCAGCUGCUCCCGCACGGUGAGAACCUGCAGGAUGUGCUGCCGCGGGAGCUCUACUGGCGCCUGAAGCGCCACCUGGACUACGUGAAGCUGAUGAUGCCCUCGUGGAUGACGCCGGCGCAGCGGGGCAAGGGGCUCUAUGCCGACUACCUGUUCAACGCCAUCGCGGGCAACUGGGAGCGCAAGAGACCUGUGUGGGUGAUGCUCAUGGUCAACUCGCUCACGGAGACGGACGUGCGCUCCCGCGGCGUGCCUGUGCUGGAUCUCUACCUGGCCCAGCAGGCCGAGAGGAUGAAGAAGAGCACCGGGGCCGUGGAGCGGGUGGAGGAGCAGUGCCACCCUCUUAAUGGGCUCAACUUCUCCCAGGUGCUGUUUGCCCUGAACCAGACUCUGCUGCAGCAUGAGAGUGUGCGGGCGGGGAGCCUGCAGGCGCCCUAUACCACAGAGGACCUCAUCAAACACUACAACUGUGGGGAUCUCAAUGCUGUCAUCUUCAACCACGACACAUCCCAGCUGCCCAGCUUCAUCAACACCACCCUCCCGCCGCACGAGCAGGUGACAGCCCAGGAGAUCGACAGCUACUUCCGCCACGAGCUCAUCUACAAGAGGAACGAGCGGAUGGGAAAGAGGGUCAUGGCGCUUCUGCAGGAGAAUGAAGAUAAGAUCUGCUUCUUCGCCUUCGGAGCAGGUCAUUUCCUGGGAAACAACACAGUCAUCGACGUCCUUCGGCAGGCAGGGCUGGAAGUGGAGCACACACCGGCAGGGCAGACCAUCCACAGCCCCGCCGCCCGGAGCCCUGAGCCCCCACCCGAGAGGACCUCGGCGAGUCCGGCCCCAGUCACCCCUGCCACCGCCGUCCCUGCAGCGCCCUCGGCAACCCCCACCGUCCCGCCUGAGGAGGAGGACCCGGCCCUGUCCCCACACCUCCUGCUCCCCGACAGCCUCAGCCAGCUGGAGGAGUUUGGGCGGCAGAAGAAGUGGCACAAGAGGCAGAACAAGCAGCAGAGGCCACGGCAGUUCAAUGACCUGUGGGUUCGCCUCGAGGACAGCACGGCCGCCUCACCGCCCCCGCCACCCCUGCAGCCCACACACAGCCCUGGGACCGCGGGGCCAGCCUUGCAGCUCUCAGAGCGGCUUCAGCAGCGGGAAGAGCCGGGCCCCACCAGCAGCUCAGCGCCCUGCCGCCCCCAGCCCACCCUAGGCCUCCUCCCCGCCAUUGUGGCCUGCGUUGCAGCCCCUCUCCUGUGGCACCGCCUUGGGCCCUCCUGACCUUGGGCACCAGUACAGAGAAGCCAGAGAAACCACAGGAGGGUGUGUGGCCAUCCCCCCCCCCAACUGCCCCUGCCACCACCUCGGGGGUGCCUGACACCUCACGGGCAGUCCAGACGGGAUCCGUUAGAACACUAGAGCUUUAUUGUACCCGAGUUACAUCUUCUUUUUUGUAGAAGGAUCUUAAUUUCCCAUAGUGCUAUGGGGCUCUUUUGUAAAAUAUGUGUCCAUAUUAAAAAAGAAAAAUGUAUUUAUUCUUACCGAUAAAA
Messenger RNA from Mustela lutreola (European mink), 2408 nucleotides. It is a transcript of the gene TRABD2B, whose product is annotated as TraB domain containing 2B. Gene Ontology annotation, biological process: negative regulation of Wnt signaling pathway. Lineage: Eukaryota; Metazoa; Chordata; Mammalia; Carnivora; Mustelidae. The transcript has 7 exons. The record is from RefSeq and is a predicted model, not a curated record. Gene Ontology annotation, cellular component: organelle membrane. The coding region runs from base 574 to 2139 and encodes 521 amino acids. Gene Ontology annotation, molecular function: metalloendopeptidase activity; Wnt-protein binding.